This is a messenger RNA of Pipistrellus nathusii (Nathusius's pipistrelle), 2016 nucleotides long. NCBI's taxonomy places the organism in Eukaryota, Metazoa, Chordata, Mammalia, Chiroptera, Vespertilionidae. The record is from the annotation of a GenBank genome assembly.
AUGGAGAGUAGAAAACUGAUUUCUGCUACAGACAUUCAAUACUCUGGCAGCCUGCUGAACUCCUUGAAUGAGCAACGUGGCCAUGGACUCUUCUGUGAUGUCACAGUUAUUGUGGAAGAUCGAAAAUUCCGGGCCCACAGGAAUAUUCUUUCUGCUUCUAGUACUUACUUCCAUCAGCUCUUCUCAGUUGCUGGGCAAGUUGUUGAACUAAGCUUUAUAAGAGCAGAGAUCUUUGCAGAAAUUCUCAACUAUAUCUAUAGUUCUAAAAUUGUUCGCGUUAGAUCAGAUUUACUUGAUGAGCUAAUUAAGUCAGGGCAGUUGUUAGGAGUUAAGUUUAUAGCAGAGCUUGGUGUCCCAUUAUCACAGGUUAAAAGCAUCUCACGUACAGCUCAGGAUGGUAAUUCAGAAACCUUACCUCCUGGUUCUGGUGACAAGAACCUUGAAGCACAAAAAUCAAAAGACGAAACCCAAGAUAAUGGGGCAACCAUAAUGCCUAUUAUAACAGAGUCUUUUUCCUUAUCUGCUGAAGAUUAUGAGACAAAAAAGAUUAUUGUUACUGAUUCAGAUGAUGAUGAUGAUGACGUUAUUUUCUGCUCUGAGAUUCUGCCUGCAAAGGAGACUUUGCCAAGUACCAGUGCAGUGGCACAGGCCCAGCCUAAUCCAGGCCCUGUUGCUAUUUCAGAUGUUGCACCUUGUGCUAGCAGUAACUCCCCCCCUUUAACAGAAAACACACCUCCUCAGAAACUUCCUACUCCUGUGAAUCAGGCAACUCUGAGCCAAACACAAGGAAGUGAAAAAGUGCUGGUAUCUUCCGCCCAGACACAUCUGACUCCUAACAUCAUUUUGUUAAAUCAGGCACCACAUACUACGCCACCAAAUGUCACUCCUUCUUUGCCAAAUCAUAUGUCUCCUUCAAUCAAUUUACUUGUGCCGAAUCAGCAGACAAACAGUACUGUUUUGAAAGGAAACAAGGCCAAUGACGAUGAGGAAGAGGAAAUUAUAGAUGAUGAUGACGACACUAUUAGCUCCAGUCCAGAUUCGGCUGUCAGUAAUACAUCUUUGGUCCCACAGGCUGAUACUCCUAAAAAUACCACUUUUGACGGAUCACUGGUACAGAAGAUGCAGAUCCCUACACUUCUGCAAGAGCCACUUUCCAAUUCUUUAAAAGUUUCAGAUAUAAUUACUAGAAGCACUAAUGAUCCAGUUUUAGAAUCAAAACAUCUAAUGGAGGGUCAGAAGAUCAUUACUUUAGAUACAGCUACUGAAAUUGAAGGCUUGUCAACUGGUUGCAAGGUUUAUGCAAAUAUUGGUGAAGAUACUUAUGACAUAGUGAUCCCUGUCAAAGAUGACCCUGAUGAAGGGGAGGCCAGACUUGAGAAUGAGAUACCAAAAACAAUUAGCAGUGAGCCAGCAAACAAACGUAUGAAAGUAAAACAUGAUGAUCACUAUGAGUUAAUAGUAGAUGGAAGGGUCUAUUAUAUCUGUAUUGUGUGCAAAAGGUCAUAUGUCUGUCUGACAAGCUUGCGGAGACAUUUUAACAUUCAUUCUUGGGAAAAGAAGUAUCCUUGCCAUUACUGUGAGAAGGUAUUUCCUCUUGCAGAAUAUCGCACAAAGCAUGAAAUUCAUCACACCGGGGAGCGAAGAUAUCAGUGCUUGGCUUGUGGCAAAUCUUUCAUCAACUAUCAAUUUAUGUCUUCACACAUAAAGUCAGUUCAUAGUCAAGAUCCUUCUGGAGACUCAAAGCUUUAUCGUUUACAUCCAUGCAGGUCUUUACAGAUCAGACAAUAUGCAUACCUCUCGGAUAGGUCAGGCGCUGUGCCUGUAAUGAAGGAUGAUGGAAUUGGGUAUAAGGUUGAUGCUGGGAAAGAACCUCCAGUGGGGACCACAUCUGCUCCUCAGACCAAGCCAAUGACCUGGGAAGAUAUUUUUAUUCAGCAGGAAAAUGAUUCAAUUUUUAAACAGAAUGUAACAGAUGGCAGUACUGAGUUUGAAUUUAUAAUACCAGAAUCUUAUUGA